AGCGUCGCCUGAUGGGCGCGCGCGCCGUCUGGAAGGGGCUGGACCGCUCCCUGCCGCUCAAGCCCAGCCCGCUGGUGUCCACGCUCAGCGAGAAAGACCUGCUGGUGUCGCCCGUGUCCACAACCAGCCGCAUCGAGAGCAAACGACGCGAGGCCCUGUGGGACCUCUUCCAGAGCGAAUGCGCCUUUCUCUACGACCACCUCAUGGUUCUCAAAAACGUGUUCAUGGAACCACUUAAGAAGAUACAAGUUGAGGGAUUUGCUAUGUUUGCUGAACCUGAGCUCCUGUUUGGGAAUUUAGACGAGCUAUGUUGUGUAACGUACGCAUUCUGUAAGGAGUUCAUAAGCUUGAUGUUGGAAAACGUUGGACCUAAUGGUGACCUGCCUGUUACCGACGUCUUGGUCAAGUUAUUUCAAAAGAGUUCGCAGGCUGAUUCAGUCUCACAAGCAUACCACUGUUAUGCACUGAAUUACAUCAAUGCUCUAAAUUAUCUAGAGACCCUAAGAAGGCACGUGGAAUUCUGCGAAUUCGAAAAGUGGUGCAACAGGGAUCCGAGAUGCAAGAAGCUGCAGCUAACAGAUUUGCUAGUGGCUCCAGUACAGCACAUAAUGAAAGUUCCACUUAUCCUAAAGGAAGUAGAAACGAGGACUGAAGAACCAGCAGAGAGAGAAUUGAUAGCUCAGAUUCUAGAAGUUGAGGAAAACUCCAUCAGGGAGCUAGAUGACAAGAUGAAAUGGUUGAAAAAUUUUGAAAGACUUUUGGAAAUACAGAGAAACAUAGUGUGGCCAUCAGUUUUUGAGCUGGACUCUAAAGUCUAUGUUCCAGAAUUUCUGAAACCUGCACUUAUGAAGCAACCGUGUGACAGAAUUAUUGUUAGUCCUAGAAGGCAAAUCAUUAUCGAAGGUCUAUUGCAAGUUUGGGAUACAGGAAAGCCACAGGAGAUGUACGUCGUCUUAUUUGAUGACAUGCUUUUGAUUACACGGAAGAAGAAAGGAUUAUCAAAAAAGAAAUCAUCCAUUUCUGAGAACUGGGCAAGUUCAUGCAGCCGUGGGUCACCCUCCAAUGAACCUGCAGUGCGCUACAUUGUGUACAAACAACCACUCUCACUAGAUCGCUUCUUCAUUCAUGACGUGACAACCCUGGAAAGCGCCAGUUGUCGCUUGGAAAAUGCAUUUGUUUUAGUGAGCUUGAACAGAUUUCAACAAGUUGUUACCAUUCACACAUUUCAAGCCCCAUCUGAUCAAGUAAAGCAAACCUGGCUGCUGAAGCUUAGAGACACCCAGGACAAGUGGAAACGGACACUUCAACAUACAGUCUUUCGUUCGCCCCGUCUGUCCACCUGCAGCGCAAAGUCUUCCACCUGACUACCUUCUGAUAUUGGGUUGUCUUCAAGCAUGAAAUGAAACACAAUGAAACGUUAUUUUUUGUAUAAUUCUUCUAGAUAAGUGUACUGAAUGUGAAAUAACUAUGUUAUGAAGAUAUCUAUUAUUUACAACAUAAUGAAGUACCAGGCAUGAAAAGAAUGUUGUUUUUACAGAAAGAAUAUAUUUUAUCUAAAAUUUAGGCAUAUAAUAUAUUUAAUUAAAAAUUAAUCACAUUGUAAGUGGGAAUAUAAGUUAACCAGAUGUGGAGUAAUUUUCAUAUACAUUUCUUACUUUUUUAACUUUUAAAUUCAUAUAUUAUGUUCCCACUGACAUAUUUUUAAUGAAAAUUUUGAUAUUUAAUAUUUGACUGGUGCUGUGGCACAACUAAAUACAAUCAUUAUGAGUAAUAGAACUUGCAAGAUUGUUAUUUUUGUUGUGGGAAAAAUAUUUUACUAAAACUAAUUGCACACAGUAUUUAAUUGUAAAUGAACCAUGUUCUCAGAACAUAUGACUUAUAUUUGGAUGAAAUUACUGAAACAACAGUAACAGCCAAUUGAAAUGUAUCUUAAAUUGUGUUUUUCUUCAGUUGAUCUAUGCUGUUUUCCUCCAAAGAAUGGAACAUGCUUCAUAGCAUACUUUACAAGCAACAUGUCUCAGUUUGUAAGAAAUGACUGAUCAUAAACUUCAUACAUUUUUUUCUACCUUUUACGUGAUCUCAUGUAGUUUAUGGUGUUUGUGGUUAUGAUCAUGAGAAGAAACACUUGUGAUCUGUAAUAAAAGCAGUGAGUGAUGAAGUAUAUGGAAUGUGCUGGCUUUGUUGUCUAAGAGUAGCAAUAUGUGUGAUACACAUGGUUCUCCAGAACUAUUAUGACACUUUGCAUAACAAUGAAUUCCAACUAGUUUCCCUUUGAUUCUUUAAAAGUUAUAAGAAUGUGAUGAAAAAUGGUGACUAAAAACUCUCCAAACAAAUGAAUGUGAAUGUAGUAAUAAUAAUCCAAGGGCUAUACUAAUAUCUCCAAAGGAAAUAUUCAGUAUGUGCAGAAAUUAUUUGUCUUCCAUGUUCUUCUUGGUUCACAGAAAUUAAAUAUUCUAUUGUUGUUACUUGAUGCAAUUACUGUAAAUGAAUUCACUUUAUUUGUA
This is a messenger RNA of Schistocerca nitens (vagrant locust), 2504 nucleotides long. Its product is annotated as pleckstrin homology domain-containing family G member 7-like. NCBI's taxonomy places the organism in Eukaryota, Metazoa, Arthropoda, Insecta, Orthoptera, Acrididae. The record is from RefSeq and is a predicted model, not a curated record. Bases 12 to 1364 code for a protein of 450 amino acids. Gene Ontology annotation, molecular function: guanyl-nucleotide exchange factor activity. Gene Ontology annotation, biological process: Rho protein signal transduction. The transcript is spliced from 8 exons.